Lytechinus pictus (painted urchin) is the source of this 3645-nucleotide messenger RNA. RefSeq names its product large ribosomal subunit protein mL39-like. Gene Ontology annotation, cellular component: mitochondrion. The record is from RefSeq and is a predicted model, not a curated record. The transcript has 10 exons. NCBI's taxonomy places the organism in Eukaryota, Metazoa, Echinodermata, Echinoidea, Temnopleuroida, Toxopneustidae. Gene Ontology annotation, molecular function: RNA binding; nucleotide binding. The coding region runs from base 173 to 1138 and encodes 321 amino acids.
AAAAGAAUGGUACCAAGCUUCAGAAGUACACGUAUGGCCGACACCGCUGGUGCGUCUGUGCCGAUGCUCCAGUAGUGUGGUAAAAGAAUGGAGACUGGUUUAGAGGUCAAAGUUGAGCUCGUGCACCUUCGAGGAAAAUUUGUGAGGAGAAAAACAAAAUAUCUGAAGGAAAAUGCGACAUUUGAAGGAAUAUAGACGGUUAAUUUCUAUAAUUAGCAGACAUAUGUCAACAAAAGAGCAAAUAUUGACCACUGCAGCAGUCAGCCAGAAACAAAAUGAAUUGUUUGACCAAGAGAAGCGUCGUCAGCUGGAAAUGGUCAAGAGAAUUGAGAAGAUUACCGUCCAUCAUGUCGGUCAGUCUCAUAAUUGCAAAUUAGCCAUGAACAAGAAUCUUUCUACACCAUACCAUGUGGCAAUGCAUUUCAAUGAGACGUAUACAAAGCGUUCUGCAAUAGCGUUGGUGAAUGGAAAGCCGUGGCAUAUGCUCCAGCCAUUGACAGAGGACUGUGAAUUGAGACUAGUCACUAUGAAGGAUGAUGACCCUAAAGAGGCUAAUGAGGCUUUCUGGCGAUCAUGUUCCUUCAUGGCAGGCGCCAUCCUUCUCAAUGCCUUCAAAACAGAUGUCUAUAUCCAGCCUGUGAGGGCAGCAGAUAUUCCAGUUUCUCAAGGGUGCUUUGCCUACGAUGUAAAUCUACCUUUUCCAUGGGACCCAUCCCAAGAAGAGCUUACCAGUCUCAGCAGGCUAGCGUAUGAGUUAGCGGAGAAGAAAGAGCCCUUUGAAAGGUUAGAGGUCAGACCGAGCAUCGCCAUGGAUAUCUUCCAAGACAACGAGUACAAGGUUGCCGAGCUGAACUCCAUGACUGCAGACCGGAUAGUCCUCUUUCGUCUAGGCCAGUUCAUCGAUGUUAGUCCAGGACCAUUGGUUACCAAUUCAGGCUUCAUGGUUCCACACAGAUACUCUUUCACAUGCGUUCAUCACAUAGAGGAUCAUCUCAAGCCAGGAAACAAGCUUACCAGAUUCCAGGGUGUUGCUCUUCCUAGUGAUUUCCCGUGCCACUAUCAUACAUGGAAUUUAAUUCAAGAAAGAGCACAAACUCCAGUCACAACUGAUGCAUCAUCACCUUUGAUAGACUCAUGACAGCAUUACCGUUUCAGACAUAUGCAGCAACAGUAAAGUCACAGUCGCACCAACAAAACGAACACCAAACCGACCAAUGGUAUGCAAUCCAAAAUAACAAAAUUGAUUUGGUCGGUCUGGAGUCACUUUUGCUGAUGUGACUCUGGUAUAAGGAUGGAGUAAACAUUGUGUGUUGACUCUUAGAGGAUCAACCAAGUCAUCAGUUUCAAAGACUAUUCUGUACUUCAUCGGACUUGUAGAUUUACAGGUGUUGAGGUAGAGCAAUAAUUCUUAUGAAAUUAGUCAACACUUUCAAAGACUACUCUGUACAUGUGCUUCAUCAGACGUAAAUUUACAGGCGUUGAGGUAGAGCCAUAAUUCCUAUAUUAGUCAACACUUUCAUAGACUAUUUUGUACUUCAACAGACAUGUACAUUUACAAGCAUGGAGGUAGAGCCAUAAUUCCUAUGAUAUUAGUCAACAGUUUCAAGACUAUUCUGUACUCCAUCAGACGUACAUUUACAGGUGUUGAGGUAGAGCCAUAUUUCCAAUGCAACAGUUUCGAAAACUAGUCUGUACUUCAUCAUACAUGUACAUUUCCAGGCGUUGAGGUAGAGUCAUAUUUCCAACGAUAUUAGUCAACAGUUUCAAAGACUAGUCUGUACUUCAUCGUACAUUUACAGGCGUUGAGGUAGAGCCAUAAUUCCUAUGAUAUUAGUCAACAUUUUCAAAGACUAGCCUAUACUUCAUCAUACAUGUACAUUUCCAGGCGUUGAGAUAGAGUCAUAUUUCCAACGAUAUUAGUCAACAGUUUCAAAGACUAGUCUGUACUUCAUCAUACAUUUACAGGCGUUGAGGUAGAGCCAUAAUUCCUAUGAUAUUAGUCAACAUUUUCAAAGACUAGCCUAUACUUCAUCAGGCAUGUACAUAUACAGGCGUCAAGGUAGAGCCAUAAUUCCUAUGAUAUUAGUCAACACUUUCAGAGACUAGUCUGUACUUCAUCAAACACGUACAUUGACAGGUGUUGAGGUAGAGCCAUAAUUCCUAUGAUAUAAGUCAACAGUUUCAAGACUGUUCUGUACUUCAUCAGACAUACAUUUACAGGUGUUGAGGUAGAGCCAUAUUUCCAAUGCAACAGUUCAGAAAACUAGUCUGUACUUCAUUAUACAUGUACAUUUCCAGGCGUUGAGGUAGAGUCAUAUUUCCAAUGAUAUUAGUCAACAGUUUCAAAGACUAGUCUGUACUUCAUCAUACAUGUACAUUAACAGGCGUUGAGGUAGAGCCAUAAUUCCUAUGAUAUUAGUCAACAUUUUCAUGACUGUUCUGAACUUCAUCAUACAUGUACAUUGACAGUGACAUCAAGGUCAGGCCAUAAUAUCCAUGAAAUCAGUUUCAAAGACUACUCCCUUCAUCAUCUUAUACCCUGACUGAUGGCUCGUCAUCCACUAUACAGUGAAAACUAGGGGAGAAUUUUUUGUGUGCUCAGCAGGGUUGUGGUCAAAUCCGUUACUUCCGAGACAGGAAGCUGCUCGACAAACCUCCCAUAGACUUUGUACAUGUGAUUCGGACUGAGACCGAGGUCAAGGAUGGCAAAAUGUGACCUCAACUUCAUCCCUGAUGCUUAGUCCUGUGAGGAUCAGUCGCACUUAACUGAGAAGGCAUGUGAAAAAGUAAGCUUUUACGAAACAGAAAGAACUUUCUUGGCUUAUGUUCGGUACCAGGAUACUCUAUGCUACAUGUCAUGAUUUAUUGCCAAUCAUUUAAUCUCACGCUAUGAGAGAUCAAACAGACAGCUGAUUAUAUAGAACAGCAAUUACAAGGAUCGCUGCCAGACCAUAAUUGCCGGUGUUACAUAAUUGGUGCCAGUAUGUAUAAAAGGGAGAGAGGUCCAUGGUCCAGGUAUUAGACUGACCACCGGUAAUACAAAGGUUAUCAAUUGAUCAUGCCCUUGAUUUUCAAGAGUAAUUGCACAUUGUGGUCAUUUAUAAAGAACUUUAUCUACGAUUGCUAAGUUUUGUGUUAUACAGGUUCAAAAAAGUUAAGAAGACACAAACGUAAACUGUAUUUUGUCUUUGAAACAGAAUUCCGGGUAAGGUAAUCCGGAUCAUUUACAGGUAAUUUUCGGGUAAUGAAAAAAUUCCUGGUAAUCCGAAAAUUACAAUUACACAAAUAAACGUUGCAACUUUUAAUAUUCAUGUUUUGUUCAAAUAAUCAUUUACCUUGAUACGUAGCUCAAAAUUUUCCGCCCGCGCUCGCAUUUCGUAAUUUUGGUCCUAUUUUUAAAGAAGGCAUGAAAAAAAUGUUAAAUUCCUUGAUUUUGGUCACUUAGUCCAAAUUUAGGCUCGCUGUAUUAUUGCCUGUUUUUUGUUACAAAUCAAACUUGAAAAUUGCAGGAAAUGUAUAUGAAUUUCGAGAAACUUGGGAUUCAGUUUCGGGAAAUUCGUUUUGGAACUGGAAACACUGUACCCAUGUUUGAGUAAUUUUCUUAAUGAGUACAUAUUAUCAAAUAAAUAUGCAUAAUGAAAUGUA